Molecule: messenger RNA, 492 nt
Organism: Puccinia graminis f. sp. tritici CRL 75-36-700-3
Lineage: Eukaryota; Fungi; Basidiomycota; Pucciniomycetes; Pucciniales; Pucciniaceae
Product: histone H2A
Exons: 4
Coding region: 91-492 (133 amino acids)
Cellular component (GO): nucleosome
Molecular function (GO): protein heterodimerization activity; DNA binding; structural constituent of chromatin
Source: RefSeq, a predicted model, not a curated record
ACCUCCAAGCUCAACCAUCAACACAAAAACCACCUCACCAACCAACCAACCAACCAAACCCACCCCACCCAAAAACCAACACACACAACAAUGUCAGGAGGCAAAGGAGGCAAAGCCGGUGGCGAGAAAGCUGCCAGCCAAUCUCGUUCGUCCAAGGCCGGUCUUCAAUUCCCUGUCGGUCGUAUCCACCGACUACUCCGAAAGGGCAACUAUGCCCAGCGAGUUGGAGCUGGUGCACCUGUCUACCUCGCCGCCGUUCUGGAAUACCUGGCAGCUGAAAUUCUUGAAUUGGCCGGAAACGCUGCUCGGGAUAACAAGAAAUCUCGAAUCAUCCCCCGUCAUCUACAACUUGCCAUCCGAAACGACGAAGAAUUGAACAAGCUCCUCGGUCACUGUGUUAUCUCACAGGGUGGUGUUAUUCCACAGAUUCACUCCGAGCUGCUCCCAGCCAAGUCAAAAGACAAAGCUUCCAAGGUUUCCCAGGAAGUCUGA